Messenger RNA from Prorocentrum cordatum, 1028 nucleotides. The record is from the annotation of a GenBank genome assembly. Lineage: Eukaryota; Dinophyceae; Prorocentrales; Prorocentraceae.
GUUUUGCUCAAGCCGUUUUGACUCAAGCUGCUGUGGUGGAUGCUGGACAUCAGUCGAGGGUCUCGAGAAGGCACGCUUUCUCUUGAAUUGUCGAUCAAGAAGUGUGGCUCGACAAAGCAAUGGUGCACAGCACUGCAGUUGCUUCGCGAAGGGAUUCGGUCAGGAGUGCAACUCUUCCCAGGCCACUACCUUGCGACUGUCAGCGCAUGCGGAAAAGGCGGGCAGUGGCAACGUGCACUGUCGGUGCUCACUGCGAUGUGGCAGUCGAAGCUUGCUCCCGAUGUCGUCGGCUACAGCGUUGGGGUCAGCGCAUGCGCAAAGGGCUGGCAGUGGCAGGCGGCGUUGUUGCUGCUGCGCGAGAUGCGGGAGUCGAAUUUGGAGUCCGACAUCAUCUCUGCAAUGCUGGGGUCAGCGCGUGCGAGAAGGGCGAGCAGUGGCAGCGGGCGCUGGCGCUGUUGAGCGAGAUGUGGGAGGUGAGGUUGGAGCCCGACGUCAUCUUCAGCUACAAUGCUGGGAUCAGCGCGUGCGAGAAGGGGGAGCAGUGGCUGCGGGCGCUGGCGCUGUUGAGCGAGAUGUGGGAGGUGAGGUUGGAGCCCGACGUUACCAGCUACAGCGCUGGGAUCAGCGCGUGCGAGAAGGGCGAGCAGUGGCAGCCGGCGCUGGCGCUGCUCAGCGAGAUGUGGGAGGCGAAGCUGAAGCCCAGCGUCAUCUUCAGCUACAGCGCUGGGAUCAGUGCGUGCGGGAAGGGCGAGCAGUGGCAGCGGGCGAUAGCGCUGCUCAGCGAGAUGUGGGAGGCGAAGCUGGCGCCCAGCGUCAUCAGCUACAGCGCUGGGAUGAGCGCGUGCGAGAAAGGCGCGCAGUGGCAGCGGGCGCUGGCACUUCUCAGCGAGAUGCGGGAGGCGAAGCUGAGUCCCAACGUCAUCUCUACAAUGCUGGGAUCAGCGCGUGCGAGAAGGGUGGGCAGUGGCUGCGGGCGCUGGCUCUGUUGAAAGAGAUGUGGGAGGCCAAGGUGGAGCCCGACGUCGUCA